GUGGGUACUUGCAGGCCGCCCGACAUCUAUCCAUCCAUCCGUCCAUCCGUCCAUACCCGCUCCUCGCAGGGACCCCGGGGCCACCGCCCAGCGGCCCUGAUUCCCACUGGAUUCGCCCCCGCUCUCCGAACGAGAGAAAGACCAACCCCAAACAAAGACCGGCAGCCGGCGGGGCGGCGGGAGAAGGAGCCCUGGCAUUGGAGGGGCCGGGGGUGGGCGCUCGGGAGGCGGGGCGCGGCCGCAGGAAGUGCCGAUCUCGAUCUCGGGGCUGAGCGCGGCUGCGGUGCUGACCCGCCAACCCUGCAGCCCCCAGCCGGCCGGGUCCUGGCGGCCCUCGCUGCGGAGCCCGCAGCCGCACUUCGUACCGUCUGACCCUCUCUUGCCAGCAUCCGACCACACAGAGAGCUUUGUUGAGGAGUGGCCCCGCCUGGGUUCUGUUACCUGCCGGCUCAUCUCACCUGGAACUUGGCCCGACAGCCAUGGCCCAUUACAAGGUGGAGCAGGACGACUGGCUGACUGUCUACCUGAAGUAUUUGCUCUUCGUCUUUAACUUCUUCUUCUGGGUGGGGGGCGCCGCGGUCAUGGCCGUGGGCGUCUGGACCCUGGUGGAGAAGAGCGGCUACCUCAGCGUCCUGGCCUCCAGCACCUUCGCCGCCUCCGCCUACAUCCUCAUCUUCGCGGGCGCCCUCGUCAUGGUGACCGGCUUCCUGGGCUUCGGCGCCAUCAUCCGCGAGGACAGGGGCUGCCUCUCUGCGUAUUUCUGCCUGUUGCUGGUGAUCUUCCUCGUUGAGCUGGUAGCGGGCGUCCUGGCCCACGUGUACUACCAGAGGCUGAGCGACGAGCUGAAGCAACACUUAACCCGGACCCUGGCCGAGAACUACAGGCAGCCUGGCGCUGCGGAAAUCACAGCAUCUGUGGACCGUCUACAGCAGGAUUUCAAGUGCUGCGGGAGCAACAGCUCAGCCGACUGGCUUCAGAGCAGCUACAUCCUGUCUCCAGAGGCCGAGGGCCGCCGGGUGCCGGACAGCUGCUGCAAGACGGUGGUGGCACGCUGCGGCCAGCGGGCACACCCCUCCAACAUCUACAAGGUGGAGGGAGGGUGCAUCAGCAAGCUGGAGCAGUUCCUGGCUGACCACCUGCUGCUCAUGGGGGCCGUGGGCAUCGGGGUGGCCUGCCUGCAGCCAAGGUCACUCUCUUCCCCCAGAAAACAUGAAGGAAAAGGCCCUGGGGGCCACCUUGAACUUGUCAGGAGCAAAGACCUGGGAGGAGUGGGAGUGUGGGUGCAGAUCUGUGGCAUGAUACUCACCUGCAGCUUGCACCGGAGGCUCCAACUGCAUUUUUACUAAUGGCCGACUGCACCCUGCUCCGACUGCCCCUCACAAGUUCAGGGGCCCAAAGCCCACGGGCCAGGCCUGCGGGGUCAGCACCGGCUGGCCUGGAAGCUCCCAGCAACUCCCCCUUCUCUGCACCCAGCCCCUCCGGACCCACCCAGUGCCUGCGACCAUGGCCCCUGCGGCCCCCACCUGGCCAGGGACCCUCGGCCCCCGCCCUCCACUUCUGCCUGCUCACCACCAGAAUCCCGGGGCAAGAGAGCACAGCCCAAGCCUCACCAGGCCUAGGCUCCUAUGGACCCCGGGGGGCUGUGGUGAAAUCUGCUUUCCUCCCAACUCCUGAACCCUGAAUGGGGGCUGGCGACUUUGCCCCCACUGGGACGCCUGCACAUGAGCCUGUGAUCCCCCAAUGGGUGCGGAGCACCCCUCUCCCGGCCCUGCUGGAUAUGCUCCCUGAGAAAUGCAUCGAAUAGGCAGUUACAGUUGGCUCUGCCCCAAGAAGACCCCAGCCUUUGCCCUCCCCUCUUCCACUCCCUUCCCACCUGCACCAUCUCACCUGGAGAGAAGUCUCCCAUGGCCUGGUUCCUUCCUGCAGGGCAGGGUUGGGCAGUGGCGGGGUGGGGGGCAGGGGGUGAAGCCACCAGGGUGGGGAGCAGGUGCCUGCCUCCAGGCCCUCCCCAGGAGGGUCCCCUGGGAGCCCAUGACCCCAAGCCCCCAUCUCCAGCCAUAUGCCCUGAGGGGGUCUCCUCUCUGGCCUGAUGCUCAAAGAAAGCCAGCAUCAUCUGCCCUUCAUGUUGGUGGGAGUAAACUCCUUCCUGAUGAAACCAAACCAGAGACCCUGUGAAGGUGGAACCACUGAGAAGGUGCAGCUCUGAGCCGAGGGGUGCUCUGCCCCAAAACUCCUUUUCCUGAUCUGGUGCUCCUGGACCCCUCGGCCCCCAGCACUUGGCCUGCAGGGGCUCUGCUCUGCUUCCCAGAAUGGACAUGGUCCUUUCAUUAGGUUUUCUCUUGCAUCUCUGAAGCAGGGAGUUUUCAGAAAAGACUUUCCAAAAUGUGGACGGAGAACAGAAAGGAAAUCCUAGGAAACAGAGCACAGAUGCUGGCAGUUUUCCAGAGAACACGAAUCAACUCAUAAGAUCCCCCAGAGGGUCCCACGUGGGCACAGACCCCCAUGCCAGCUCCCAGGUCGCAGGUCCUGGAUCCCGCACUUCCUACUUCCCACCCUCAUGAUGCCGAGGUCAAGUUCAGAAGGGGCACACCUGGCCUCUGCUGUCUCUUGCUGACCUGGGCCCAUCCCAGGCGAAGGUGUUUUCUUUCCCCUUCGUGAGUCAGCGCUGUCCCCAUCACAGCCCCCAUUGUACCCAAACCACACACUCCCAGAGAGGGGUGACCCCCACACACAGAGGGCAGACCAGCCUCCUGCAACCGGUUGCCUCCUGCCCUGGGAUUCUCUGGGGCUGUCGGGAAGGGCCUGGGGUCCCUGAUGCUGGUUCACUCAAAGGGAGACCAGCUUUCCAGCAACCCCAGAUUCCCAAGGCCCCCCAAAAAUUGGUGCUGUGAUUAUCUUUGCUGCAUCCAACUUCCUGGAUUUGUGCAGAUAACCAAAAAUGACUGUUAAGUCCCAAGUUAUCUGCAGGGCUAGAUGUCAGCUGACGUCUUACAAAGUGAGGGCUGAAAGGGAGAUCACGUUCUUCCCUCUGAGGGGCCCGAGGGAGGCGGCAGUGGGCCGGGCAGUGCUGGCCGGCUGCACCUGUGCCCCUGCUGGGGUCCCUGCUGGCUUUAUCAAGGUCAGGGGGGCUCACGGAGGGGUGACGGGCAGGUGCCACCUGCACAACCUUGUCCUGGCGGAGGCCCCGAAGAGCCUAACUCUUCUGCCCCCACCCCUAUGGGCGGAGGCGGCCUGGCUGGGGCAGGAGAACUGUGAUUCUGCCCUGGGCACGGUCCCACCCAGAGGGUGGAGGUCCAUGUUGCAGAGAGAGAGGGAGAAAACGGCCCCAUGCUUUCUGAAACUGGGACCUCCCUGCUGGUGCCAGCAGCCCGGGAGAUGAGACAAUGUGAGAGGAAACGAGGCCCAGGAAACAGCAGUUUCUCAUGGAGCGCAAAGGGUUAGGAUGGGGAGGCUGGCCCACCCUGCCUGCAAGGACGCCGCUCUGUGCCCAGGACAGCCCCUCCCAGGUCCCUGCUGGGAGGUGUCCCAAUCCCGAGCUCCUUGGAGAGGGAGUAGGACACGAUGCUCACAGGUCAUCCAUCAGUGACCGGGGGCUGGCCAGAAAGCCAGGCUUGUGCAGAGGUCUGGACACAGCAGGCACGGGAGUCCACGCGGCCCUGGUCCUCACCCUGGACCAGGCUGCCCCACCUCCCUGGGCUCCCAGCGCCGCACCCAGGAGGGGCGGAAUGCUACACCCCAGGGACCUUCAUGCCCACAGCCAGUUUCCGGCUUGGACUCUACCACCUGGUUCGUCUUGGGGGGUUGAGGUAGAGGAAGUGAACUGAACCCAUUACUACCAUCACCGCCCAUCCCCCUGUCAGCCUUGUAAAGGUUCUCCGCCUGGUUUGCCACUUGAAGCCUGGACAGAAGGGGACGGGGGUUUCCACGGGCUAAGAAGGACACCUGUGUUUGUACCACCACUGGGUGGUGCCCGCGCCCCCGGGAGGGGGACACCGGUGAUGGAGUUGUCUAAGCCGGGUUCUCAGCAUUGGUUGGGAUCAGCCUGAGAGCUUCUGAACCAUUGCUGGGCCUCCCUGGGCUUCUCCUCAGUAGCGUCUGCAUCCUAACAAGGUCCCAGGUGACAGUGAUGCUACUGGCCCCGGGCCACACCUUGACAGCAACUGCCCUAGAACAAGCCACGAGGCAGGCCUCUGCCACCUCCCGUGUGUGUCAGAGCCCCCGGGGUUCAGAAGCACCCCCGGGUGCCAGGCCGAAUCCCACUGGAUUCACCGGAGCAUGGGAUAAAGCAUCUGACCCACUGUGUACCUGCCCAUCCGUGACCUUGGCAGGAAGACCAGGGGCCUGGGUCCUCUCCCCAGAAGGGACAAGUGAUGUCCCAGCCCCGUUUUCCCACCACCUCUGUGUGCCCACCACCUCUGUGUGCCCCACUCCACCCUCGCCCCCCAUCUUCUGUUUCCACACGCCCAGCCCUGUGCUCUGUUCACAGUCUCCCCUGUGGGCAUCCUCCCCGCCCUGCUCCCGCACCAGACACAGACCGCUAAGAGUCCCGGCAGCCCAGUGUCAGGAGGGCUCCUGGAUCCAGCUGCCCAUGGAUAUGGGUCAUCACAAUGUUCUGGAAACAGAAAAGUUGCCAUAAACGUCUGCACAUAGAGGAAUUGCCUCAGCAUAAACACGCCCCUCCUUAGCCUCUGCCUCCGUCCUGGGGGCACGCCAAUAAAGGAAUGGUAUCCAGG
Messenger RNA from Cervus elaphus (red deer), 4733 nucleotides. RefSeq names its product tetraspanin 11 (gene TSPAN11). The transcript is spliced from 10 exons. The coding region runs from base 480 to 1346 and encodes 288 amino acids. The record is from RefSeq and is a predicted model, not a curated record. Lineage: Eukaryota; Metazoa; Chordata; Mammalia; Artiodactyla; Cervidae. Gene Ontology annotation, cellular component: membrane.